Molecule: messenger RNA, 2433 nt
Organism: Pecten maximus
Lineage: Eukaryota; Metazoa; Mollusca; Bivalvia; Pectinida; Pectinidae
Product: snake venom 5'-nucleotidase-like
Exons: 9
Coding region: 140-1924 (594 amino acids)
Biological process (GO): nucleotide catabolic process
Molecular function (GO): nucleotide binding; hydrolase activity, acting on ester bonds; metal ion binding
Source: RefSeq, a predicted model, not a curated record
AGCUACCAGUACUCAUAGCACAUGUACCCAGGAUACCAGUACAGCUCCGAUCGUCUCACUAUCUACACUGUCUCCAACAACUCUGCAAGUAGCAUUCGGUAUGGUGGAAUAGUGAUUGGAAACUAACGUCACCUCAAUCAUGCAACAUUUACUGUCAGUUAUGCGGUGUUUUCUCCCAGUUUUCUUGGUCUUUUCUUCGUGUCUAUUUCAAUAUGCUACGUGCUCAUUCAAAUUGGCUGUCAUCCAUACUAAUGAUAUUCACGCACACGUCGAGGAAAUGAACAAGUACUCCUCCGAGUGCAAACAGAAGGAUAAGGACGAAGGCCAAUGCUUUGGUGGGAUUUCUAGACGCGUUACUAAAGUUAACGAACUGAGAGAGCAGUACCCUGAACACGUGCUGCUGAACGCCGGAGAUAACUACCAGGGUACGUUAUGGUUCAGUCACUAUAAAGGAUUAGUGGCCGCUAAAUUCAUGAAGGAACUUAGUUAUGAUGCCAUGGCUGUUGGUAACCACGAGUUUGAUAAUGGAGUAGCUGGGUUGGUGCCAUUCGUCGACAAUGUGACGUCAGUGUUCCCUGUCCUCAGCUGUAGUCUGGACCUUUCUGGGGAACCGCGACUGAGGGAGAAAAUAGGCAAACAUGUCAUCUUGAGAGUUGGGGAACAACAAAUUGGAGUUAUUGGCUACACGACCGAGGAAACAUCCUUCAUUUCUAACGCAGAUAAAACUGUUAAAUUCAAAGACGUUGUGGCAUCCGUGAGGGCAGAGGUACAGGAAUUGACCAAACUGGGGAUAGACAAAAUCAUUGGUCUCGGUCACUAUGGUUACGGGAAUGAUAUGAAGUUGGCAGCGGAAGUGGAAGGAUUAGACGUGAUAGUGGGUGGACAUACUCACACUUUCUUAUACACGGGUACUCCUCCUUCAAACGACGUCCCUGAGGGUCCCUACCCUACUGUGGUCACGAAGGAGAAUGGCGAGGAGACACUGGUAGUACAGGCGUACUGGUCUGGCAAAUACCUCGGUUUCAUCGACGUCACGUUUGACGACAAUGGGCGUGUCACAGAAUGGAAAGGUGCCCCUAUACUGCUGGACAAAUCAGUUGCUAAAGAUCCAGCAACGGAGGCUGAGGUUGCAAACCUAUUGGUGCCCCUGGUUAAGGAGAAGAGUGUGGUGAUGGGGAAAACGGCAGUGUACCUUGAAGGGAGCAGCACUGUAUGUCGAUUGAGGGAGUGCAAUAUGGGAAAUCUGAUAACUGACAGUAUGGUUGACUACUUCGUCGGACGUCAGACAGACAACACGUCAUGGACUGAGGCUGCCAUAGCUAUCAUCAAUUCGGGCGGAAUCAGAGCCCCAAUCGAACAAGGUAAUAUUACCCGUGGUGACCUAUUAACCCUGAUGCCAUUCGGAAAUAGCGUCGACGUCAUUGAUAUAAAGGGCAAAUACCUUCGUCAAGCAUUGGAACACUCAGUGGAAAAUUACGAUCCUAUUGAUAAACCCGGUGCCUUACUUCAAAUGUCAGGUCUUUUGGUGAAAUAUGAUCUAGGCCAGCCUAAAGGUCAAAGAGUGGUGUCAGUAGAAGCGAGAUGUAGACGGUGUAACAUUCCAGAAUAUAGUCCCUUGAUCGAUACAGAAGUAUACAGAGUUGUUGCUCAAGCGUUCAUCAUAAAGGGUGGAGAUGGCUACUCUGUACUCCAGGACCACAACGAGCAGUGGUACCAAUACAAUUUACUGGAUAUCGAUGUGCUGUCACAGUACCUAGUAAAAUCCAACCCAGUAACGUCUGGUCUUGAAAGGCGCUUUCAGUUCACAAACUCGUCACACACAGUUAACGUGUCUACAUCAGUACCAUGUCAAGUUGGGGAGGCCAGUCACCUGAUCACCAAUCCACUAAUAUUAUGUGCUCUUAUCUUGUUUGUUGUGCUCUGAAUGUUUCCAUGUUUUUUUGAAAAAGUUUAUUUUUAAUACUAAUUAGGUAAAGCUAUUACCCUGACCUAUUUCCUAACAUUCCUGGCAAAGGUUUGGCCACAUUUGUUGCUCCUGAACUAGUUAUUUUCUCAGGAGAUAGAUAUCAGUCAAUUUUCUCCCCUGCAUCUUACACACUUGAUAUCAAGGUAUUCCUUUCUUGAAUUUAUAUCUUGAUCUAGGAUUUUAGCAGUGAGAACUAUCGUAUAUAUAUCAUAUUUUAGCAGAUGUUUUUAUUGAUAUUUCCCAACUAAAAGCACUUCUUUAACACAUAUUAAUUGUAGGUGCAUCAUUGCCCAAAUUCUGAUUUUCGUUGUGGAGAUUGUAGAUAGUAAACAAUUAUAGAAAUAGAGGAUACAUUUUGUCAUGUAAUGUUUAUAUGGAUGGUAAAUGUAAUCAUAGAUUUCAAAAUGUGAUUUUGAAUGACAGGAAUAUUUUUUCUUUAAUAAAAUGUUUUGUGUAUCAAACAAUUA